This is a messenger RNA of Marasmius oreades (fairy-ring Marasmius), 1880 nucleotides long. RefSeq lists its product as uncharacterized. NCBI's taxonomy places the organism in Eukaryota, Fungi, Basidiomycota, Agaricomycetes, Agaricales, Marasmiaceae. The transcript is spliced from 4 exons. The coding region runs from base 104 to 1381 and encodes 425 amino acids. The record is from RefSeq and is a predicted model, not a curated record.
AUUGUGACUGGAAUGAUGCCGCUCCGCUUUCCUAUUGCUUUCCCUUUGACCUCAACGUGAAUUCCCUCCCCCCAAUUCUCCUCCCUUUUUCCUCCCUCCCAUCAUGAAACCAUAUUCCGUAGCAACAUUAUUGCUACUUGAACUCCCUUUGCUCUCCUUAGGGUUCACAUGGAAAUUCAACCAAACACCCUCACAAUGCGGCCAGCUCACUAUCUCUAUCGACGGCCAAGGCAAACCACCCUAUUCAGUCCUUAUCCUUCCUUCUGGUUCAACUCCCUUCCCCAAUGGUACCGAAGUCAGGAAAAUAUUGGAAGCAAAAUCCUCUGGCAACUCAGCAGAAAUUACUUUUCAGCUCAAUUACCCCGCCAAUUCACAGUUCGUUGCAGCGGUUAGCGAUUCGUCAGGAUUUGGUUCUGGAGGCACUAGUGCAGCUGCACAAGUCACUGAAUCCAACGACAGUAGCUGCUUCGACCCCACACAACCCGUUUCUCCCGUGUGGGUGUUCAACCUCAACCCCCCCAGUCAAAUCGUGCAGUGCCAGGAUACGAGAAUAUGGUGGGAUCCAUCAAAAGUCCAAGGUGAAGUCAGUUUCCUGGGUGUCAUCCCUGGUGGACAAUCAUUCCAGAUUCCACGAGGAGCUUUAACCACUGUAGCUAGCCAAGGCCUUGGUUUCACUUGGAAGCCCAACCUUCGCAGUGGUACAAUUUUACACAUUGUAGCCAGUGACGACCGAGGAACGGGUAGCGGGGGUUCGACACGUCCAACUGUUGGGGAUAACAUUCAGAAUGACAAUUCUUGUUUGAACAAUUCCAGUCCAAGUUCCACAGCUGGCAACCCAGCUGGUGGCUCCUAUCCUACCGACAGCCAAGGCAAUGGGGUACAUGGUGGUGGCAAUUCUGAUGGUGGAAGCCACACCAAUGUAGGAGCCAUAGUCGGUGGAGUGAUUGGCGGCGUCUUCGGUCUCAUUGCUCUUGUUCUUGUCCUUCUCUUCUUCCGGAAACGUAGUCGCGGCCGCCGUUCUAACGAAAAACCUGUUGACCUCCUCAACGCAGACGAAGGCGAUGAAUCACACCGAUCAGAACUACCGCAAUACUAUGAGCCCGAGCCAUUCCUCAUCCCAGAUCCGACUGUCGUUGGAUCUGACAGAAGCUCGGAUGGCCGACCUCUGAGCGGGAACUACAGCGAGAGGCCGAGUAGCAGAAGCGGUACGCCUGAUGUGACGUCGACAUCUACUGGGACCAGGAAGGUGCCACCGAGACAGUUCAAGGCUGUCAACGUCAUUCAACAUGAUGACGCCGGACCCAGCGAACAAAAGCCUCCCGGUGUCGAGGAAUCAGAGACGAUUGAGUUGCCACCUGCUUAUACAAACAUUCGACAGUGAAGGAUGCAAUUCGACCUAAUCUGUUCACCUUCCCUUCGUUUGCGCUAUUGCGUUUUCUGUUGUUCCCGCAAUUCAAUCCUUUCCUUGUCUUUUGUUUUGCCGUACUAGGGCUUGUAUACCUCGAUACGUAUCCCUUUUCAGUUAUUUCUUCAUUCUCACAUUGUUUCCGGUAAUCAGUUCUACACACUUCCGCAUCAAUGACCUAUAAUACUGCAUUACUGCCACUUUACCUCGACGUGUUCAAUCAUGCAUUAAUCCGACUCCAACUUUGCUCCAGCACACGAUAUUUAUUCUCCUCGGACAUUUGACAUUCAUUGAAUACUUCCCACUCCAUUCUCCGAUUUUACAGUUUCCUACUCCACCUGUGAACUCCAUUUUAACGUCUCAAAAAGUGGACUAUUACGAACAGUGUUAUACGUACUGCUCCUUCGGCGCCCCUUAUGUACUCCAUGAUCACCUACAAGUUCAUGUGCGUCUCCACCGAGGAAUCCGAAGCAAC